AUGCAUGUGAACAAGAGAAUCGGCCGCUUCAAGCAAUGGGCCGGAGAACGGAUGGGAGGAGAGGUGAAGACCAACCAGACUGAUGAUUUCAAGGCCAUGGAGACAGAAAUGAAUGUGCGACAUGAAGGACACUCUUCUGUCAAAAUCGCAGGUGUGGACCGCAUUUACAAGUCCAUGACCGCAUACGUCAAAGCCAUCUCGAAGCGCAGCGAGGGUGACGAUAAAGAGAAGACCCUCCCCGUCGCCCAUUUGGGAAGCGACAUGGUCAGCCAUGGAGAAGACUUUGACGGGAAUUCGGAAAUCGGGCAGUGCCUGAUACUGUUUGGGAGGACUGAAGAGCGCAUCGCGCGCAUCCAAGAGAGCUACAUCGCACAGGCAAACUCGAGCUGGCUUGAGAGCCUGGCUCGAUCAAUGACCCAGAUGAAAGAAUAUCAGCAAGCACGCAAGAAGCUCGACAGCCGCCGCUUGGCGUAUGAUACUUCGCUCUCCAAGAUGGAGAAAGCCAAGAAAGAAGACUUUCGAGUGGAAGAAGAGCUUCGCACUCAGAAGGUCAAAUACGAAGAGGCCAAUGAUGAUAUACUCCGCCGCAUGCAAGAAAUAAAAGAUGCGGAGGCGGAUAGUGUCAUGGACAUGGGAACUUUCUUAGACGCUCAGCUAGAGUAUCACGAGCGAUGUCGCGAAGCGCUCUUGCAGCUUCGAAAUGAAUGGCCUGGCGGGACCGACCAGGGGCCGGCGCCGACCCGUCGCGCGAGCCGCGCUCGCUCGAACACAGCGCAGUCGUACCAGGACCGCUAUGAGCCUCUCCAGGAGGAGAUCGCCAGCACCAUCGAGAGCCGACCCGCGAUCCGAUCCACCCGCACUGUCUCUAUGUACAUGACUGACCCUCCAGCCCAUUCCUACCCAGCCAGCAAUGGCGCCCCUCGACCGGGAAUCAACCGAACGCCCACUUUUGAAGGUCCGACUCAGCUUCGUCAGGAACCCGUUCCGAUCGCCGCUCAAUGGAUGCAGCGCGCCGCGAGCGAGAACCUAGCUAGCCGUCAAAACAGCACGCACUAUGCUAACAGCCGAGCGCCGAUUGAUCCGUAUGCUGAUUCCGAGGCUAGCUCGUAUGGUCGAUCCAGCCCAGAGCGCUCCUACGGUGGCCGCUCAAGCUCCCCGGCGACGUCCCAUGGCAGUGUGGCAUCACGUCGACCUAGCUGCACAACGUUGAACUCGACCGGAGGGAAGAAAGCCCCCCACCCCCACCUCCUUCUCGUGCAAAGAAGCCCGCUCCUCCCCCACCGCCCGCGAAGCGAAGCUUGA
Molecule: messenger RNA, 1302 nt
Organism: Penicillium macrosclerotiorum
Lineage: Eukaryota; Fungi; Ascomycota; Eurotiomycetes; Eurotiales; Aspergillaceae
Exons: 4
Coding region: 1-1302 (433 amino acids)
Cellular component (GO): cytoplasm
Molecular function (GO): protein binding
Source: RefSeq, a predicted model, not a curated record